Orycteropus afer afer is the source of this 1434-nucleotide messenger RNA. The record is from RefSeq and is a predicted model, not a curated record. Lineage: Eukaryota; Metazoa; Chordata; Mammalia; Tubulidentata; Orycteropodidae.
GCGCUGACCUGAGCCCUGGCCAAGUCCCUGCAGUGGCUGGGGUGGCCAUAGGCCUUCAGGCAGCUCAUGAACGAACUUUCCACAGGGGGCGUGUGUGACAAGGUCAGCGCGGUCCUAGCGCCUGCCCUGGACACCUUUGACUGCAAGUUCCUGGAGCAAGUGAUCUACUGUACUGUGGACCAGAAUGAAGAGCUGGCUCCUGCAGAUAGGAUCCUUUACACACCUAGGAACAGAACUGUCACUGUAGACAAAUUGCCCCUUGUCACAGCCUCCAUUCUCAGUAAGAAGGCUGUGGACAGACUGAUGGUUCUGGUGGAAGAUGUGGUCUUCCCCAGUGAGGCCCAGGCCUGGGAGCUGGUAAUAGUGCUGGUAAAGGCGGGGGCGGGCAGAGGGCUUCAGGUCGCAGAAGCCCUGAGCUCCACCGACACCCCCUUGGGCCGCAGCAUGGGCCACGCUGCGGAGGUAGAGGAUAAGCUGGUUUGCUUGGACAGCACGAGGACCCCAGACCUGUGGAACCUGGUCACCUGGCUCGCCCCCCAACCCCCACCCCGCACUGCCACCUUCUGGCUCAGCCGACGCGUGCAAGCCCAGGUCGAGGGCUCCGCCCCAGGGGCCGCAGUACUGAGUGAAGGCUCGGCCCAAGCCUCUUCAAGAGGAGACCAAGCCCUGUGCUCCGGGACCCCGCGUGGCGCCAGCAGCUGCUGCAAGAAGAGCUGGGCACGGGUGCCGAUGGUGAGCGCGAGAGCGGCCCGGGGACCCCGUCCAUCCCUCCCAGAGCCCAUCCUGGCCAGGGAAGCCCCGGGGACGCCAACCCUCCCCGCCCCUCUCCCCUCUCCAAGCCCGGCUCCGUCGCCUCGUCCCGGUCGGGCCAGCGCCCUCUCCCCCAGCAUGGUGGAGCUCAGCAGGGGACCGCCGCUGGCGGUCGUACCACGCGAACUCGGGGCCGGACGAAACCGUGAGGAGAAGCCCCUCCAGGCCCACGCGGGCGCCCAGCUGCUGGGGGGCGGACCCGCUGGCAACCGGAUGGACCGGCGCUCAGCCGCCUGCGGCCUGCAGGGGGCGUGCGUGCAGUUAGCCGCCACGCUUACCAGGCACGUGACCUACGGCGGCGUGCGGCUUCAGGCAGCGCGCGACAUUUUACGCAUGCGCAAUGGUGCGUCUGGGCAAUCGCAACGCCUACAGGCUGCUGCGCGUGCGCGCCGCCUUACACGCAUGCGCUUUGGCGUCGAACGUGGCGACUGCCGAGUCCCGCGACCCCCGCCGAGGAGCGUGGAAAACUCCUGGGUUGGCGAGGAGACGGCGCGGAGCUAUCUUCCAGCCACCGUGUCUUCUGAUACCCGGCCACGACCUGCUGCCGACAACCCCUUCCUGCCGGAAGGUCUGCGCGCGGGUGCCGGAGAAGAGGCGGGAGUGCGGGCCUGUGCGCGUCGGUGA